Drosophila ficusphila is the source of this 2570-nucleotide messenger RNA. RefSeq names its product protein DEK (gene Dek). Gene Ontology annotation, cellular component: nucleus. The record is from RefSeq and is a predicted model, not a curated record. Gene Ontology annotation, molecular function: histone binding; DNA binding. Gene Ontology annotation, biological process: chromatin organization; regulation of double-strand break repair. NCBI's taxonomy places the organism in Eukaryota, Metazoa, Arthropoda, Insecta, Diptera, Drosophilidae.
UGUCUGCGAUACUAUCGAUUGUGACACCUCUUCUAGUUACCAGAUUGAAUGUGUGUCGGCUGACGGAAAAACAAAAAAACCAUUAGAAAUAUGGAUGCUAACAAAGCGGCAGAAACGGCAACCAAAGAAAAUGCCGCCGAUAAGGUAAGCGAGGUGGAAAAUGCAACGGGUGCAGCGGGGGAGGCGAAAACCGAGGGGGACCCGGGGCCCAAAGAUGCAGCUGAACCCCCUACCGCUACUGAAGUCGACGCCGCUGCCACUGAUGACGUCGUUGAUAAAAAAACGAAAGGAAACUCAACGGUAGUUUCAAAUCCCGAAUCGGAUGCAGCGGACAAAAAGGAGAAGUCCCCCUCGCCCGCUGUGAAGAAAUCCAAUAGUAAGGAUACUAAAAAGGAGGACGACUCUGAGAAGGAAGAGGAGAAUACGGAGGAUGGAGAUGAGCCGGAGGAAGACGAUGAUAAGGCAAGCGAUGCAGAAAGUGAGAAGAAAAAAUCAAAGCCAGAAGCAGAGGAAAAGAAAAAGGAUGCCACAGAUGAGGCCAAACCAAAGUCCGGAGCGGAAAAGGCCAAGAAACCGGAACCGAAGGCCAAAAACGGCAAGGUGGCCAAGGAUGAGGACGACGAUGAGGAGGACGAGGACGAUGAGGAUGGCGAUGAUGCUGAUGGAGAUGAAAACGAUGGCUUGGACAAGAACAACGAGGUUGCAGAAGACGAUGAAAAUGUUGUGGCUCUGGCCGAGAUCGAUCGGAUCAACGAGAACAUCAACAAGACUCGAGUUGAUGGUCUGCAGACCUUGCAUGCUAUCUGUUUUGGUGCCCAGGGCAAGAACAAUGUGGUGAAGAAGAACUUGCGUUCAUUUGCCGGAUUUGAAUUUGCCAAGGAUUCUUCGGAGUACAACAAAAAACUGGAGGCCAUCAAAAAAGUGGACAACAAGGGUCUGCGCAGCAUCUGUGAGAUCCUUACCCUCGAUCGCAAAGGCAGCAAGAACGAGACUUGCCUACGUGUGCUCAAAUUCCUAAUGGAACCCGACGAAUCGCUCUGCUUGGAGCAGGGUGAUGAGGAGGAGGAAGAUCCUGAUGAUGAGGAUGUGGACGAGGAUGAGGAGGAUCCGCCUAGCGAAGAUGACAAGAAGCGCAAGAGCGGAAAGUCGAGUAGCGCCGCUGGCAGAGGCUCGGCACGCAACUCCACCGGACGUCCAAGGCGAUCCACGGCAGGAAAAAAAAUGUCCGCCUAUGUAGAUUUCUCUAGCUCUGAAGAAAGCGAGCAGAAAGUGGCGGUGCCCAAGAGAAGACGUAAUGAUGACUCGGAGUCCGGCUCAGAUUACAAUCCCUCCGCCAACUCGGAUUCUGAUGGAGGUCGCGGUGGUGCUGGCGCAGCUGGUCGCAAAGGUCCAAGUCGCGGUAGUCGUGGUCGUCCGGCACGCAAAAGUCGUCGAAGAAACUCUGACUCAGAAGAGGAAGAGGAGUCUGAAGUUUCAGAAGCCGAUAGUGAUGUCCCAAAACGUAAACGUGGUUCCGUUGGUAAACGCGGCCGACCGGCAGCCCCUGCAUCAGCUGGACGGAGGGGUCGAGGGCGGGGAGCAGCUUCACGAAAGCGGAAGGACUCUGAUAGCGAAGAAGAUGAUAUUUCCGAGGAUGAAGAGGAGGAGGAGAUUUCCGAGUUUGGCAGCGAUCAAAGCGAGGAGGAACGUCCCAAAAAGAGUAAGAAGCCCACAACGCCUGCGAAAAAUAGCAAAGCUAACAACAAGUCAAAACCAGCUGCAAAGGCCGAUGGUCGAUCGAAAAAAUCAAAGAAAGAAUCGUCCGAUGAAGAGGAUGAUGUCGAUGACAAAGAUGAAUCCGACGAGGACGAGCCACUAACCAAAAAGGGCAAAUUGGCAUUCCCAACGGAUGAACAAAUUCGCGGUUAUGUCAAAGAGAUAUUGGAUAAGGCCAAUCUCGAAGAGAUUACCAUGAAAACAGUGUGCAAGCAGGUGUAUGCUAAAUAUCCAGACUUUGAUCUAACCGACAAAAAAGACUUCAUUAAAGCCACAGUCAAAGCGUUAAUUGCGACAUAAAACCACUUAGAGAUGAAGUCACUUUGAAGAAGGGGAGGGUCCAGGUCCUGUAGACAAACAAACAAACAAACAACAUAACAAAAUAAACCGCGACAGAAACGUCAGCAAGUUGUUUGCCCAGACGAAACAACGUUGGGCAUAGUUUGCGAAAUGUAACUCUUAGUAGUUGUCCUAUAAGUAUAUGAUUUGUACUCCUAUCCUAAAACCUAACUGCAGUUUACCUUAAUCCUAACGUCAGCAGCAGUAGAGUAUCCAUUCUUAUAUAUAUUCAUCUGUAUAUAUAACUUUUUAUUUGUCCAAAAGUGCACACGCAUACACAUUAUUUUCUAUUUUCUUGAAGGUAUGUGCUCUCGACAGCUCUGCAAAAAGUGUGUAAAAUAAGCAAAAAAAAAAUGUAAAAAUCCGAUUAAAAACUAAACUGUAGUGCAUUUUGAUUUGACGUUCAACAAGAAAUUAUGUAUUUAAAAUUAAGGUACAAGAAAUAAUAAACAAAAAGCAAAUUGAAAAUUGAAAAA